AAGACUCUGUGUGUAAAAUCCCAUUAAACGGAGCACAUACUCACACAGACAACAGCGACGUGUCUCCGCACAGAAUAGAUCAUGUCACGAGGCAGAAUUAAUGAUAGCUGAAGUAGCUAUCAUUGACUGUUUCUUGUUGUGCGUGUGUGUGUGUGUGAGAAGAAGCGUUAGAUAUCCAAGUGUCCGGUGUUUCUAUGCAACAGAGGCAGCGACGCUCUUCGCUCUCACGCAGGAAUAUAUAGCCGUGGCUCCGUAGACAUUGAAGGAACUGUGCGCCUUUUUUAACCCAAUGGAGCGACACGGGGAUGGAGGUGAGGCGGCUGGCAACUCACAGCAGCAGGGGAGUGCGCGGGAGCCUGGGUUUCCUCCUCUGGCCUGUGAGCUAUCAGAUUGUCUGUCACAAGAGGAAGCCACCAUGAUGAGGAGGAAUGACCACUACUGGCCAGUUCCUGGUGAGGAGAAGAAUUUGGAUAUGGACUAUGUGAACACCAAGCCCAGCGAGUCCAUACCAAUGAAAAAUCUCUACAUGGACGAUGUCUCGCCCCACUAUUCACAGCUGGGCCCAUACUUUUCUGAUGGGCAGAGGCGGGUGGACUAUAUCCUGGCAUACAACAUCCAGAAACCCAGCAGUGACAGGCGUCGGUCAUCCAGAUUUGGUGAAAACAACUUCAUCCGACGGCUUCGCCGCAGCCUGAGUAUGAGAGGCAGCCGAGCUCCGCUUCAGCCAAAGGAGGACCCAGAGAUUGCGGCCCAGGACCAACAGACAGACUAUCAUGAAGAUGACAAGCGCUUCAGGAGGGAGGAGUUUGAGGAAAACCUCCUGGAGACAGGGCUGGAGCUGGAGAAGGAUGAAGGGAGUAAAAUCCCUGGUAUUGGCUUCUUGAAGAUCCAUGCUCCUUGGAACGUUCUGUGUCGAGAGGCUGAGUUCAUGAAGCUCAAGAUGCCAACAAAGAAGGUCUAUGAAGUAAAACAAGGCAGUAAUGUGGUAGAGAAGACCCGGCUCUUCAUUCACAAAGUUACUGCUCCACUUCAUCCAAAGGUUGACACCAACAAACCAGAGACUGCCAAAUCCCUCUCUCAUCCUUUCUCCAGAGAAAAGCAGCAUCUAUUUGAUCUGUCUGACAGGAACAAGUUCUUCGACAGCAAGACCAGGAGCUCAAUAGUCUAUGAGGUACUGAAGAGGACAAGAUGCACCAGAGCCAAAUACUCCAUGGGGAUUACCAGUCUACUGGCCAAUGGCAUCUACACAUCUGCUUAUCCUUUGCAUGAUGGAGACAUCGAGGGUGUGAAUGCUCAGCCUAAUGACAGGAAGCUUUUGUAUGAGCAGUGGGCCAGCUACAGUGUCUUCUACAAGUACCAGCCCAUUGGACUCAUCAGGAAAUAUUUUGGGGAGAAGGUUGGACUGUAUUUUGCCUGGUUAGGCGUUUACACACAGAUGCUGAUUCCUGCAGCCAUUGUUGGAGUCAUUGUAUUCCUCUACGGCUGUGCCACUGUCGAUGAUAACAUACCAAGUAUGGAGAUUUGUGAUCCAAGGAACAACAUUACCAUGUGCCCGCUGUGUGACCACGCCUGCAGCUACUGGAAGCUGGUAACUGCGUGUGGUACAGCUCGUGCCAGCCACCUUUUUGACAACCCUGCCACUGUCUUCUUCUCCAUCUUCAUGGCCCUCUGGGCUGUUCUCUUUAUGGAACACUGGAAGAGACGGCAGAUGCGACUCAACUACAUCUGGGAUCUGACAGGCUUUGGGGAGGAGGAGGAGGAGGAACACAAGGACCACAACAGAGCAGAAUAUGAGUUCCGUGUCAUGCAGAAGACAAUGAGACUGGAACAUUCCACCCCAAAGGGCAAGAAGGUGAAGCUGACUUGCACUGAUAGACUACCAGCCUACCUAACUACUGUGCUCACAAUGGGCUUCCUGAUUGCCGUGACAUUUACCAUAGUCUUUGGGGUCAUCCUGUUCCGGAUCAGCAUUAAGGCAGCGCUGCACAUGAGCAACUACCCUGCAGCACGGUCCAACGUCAGAGCCACUGUCAAAACCACUGCUGCCAUUAUCAACCUCAUAGUCAUCAUCAUCUUAGAUGAAAUAUAUGGAGCCAUUGCUCGCUGGCUCACCACACUGGAGGUUCCAAAGACGGACAAGAGCUUUGAGGAGCGCCUCAUCUUCAAAACUUUUAUUCUGAAGUUUGUCAAUGCCUUCACUCCCAUUGUCUAUUUAGCCUUUUUCAGGGGCAGACUUGUUGGGCGGCCCGGAAACUACUUGUAUGUAGUUGGAUCAUACAGAAUGGAAGAGUGUGCUCAUGCAGGCUGCCUCAUGGAGCUUUGUAUCCAGUUAUGCAUCACCAUGUUGGGCAAGCAGCUAAUCCAGAACAACCUGUUUGAGAUUGGCAUACCGAAAUUAAAACAAAUGCUGCGGAGGAGGAAAUCAGAUAUGGAUACAAAGCAAGAGGAGGAGCUGAACAAUACCUUGCAGCGGUACGAGAAAGACCACCUUCUGGGUCCAUUUGUUGGGAUCAACCCAGAGUACAUGGAGAUGAUCAUCCAGUUUGGAAUGGUGACUCUUUUCGUGGCCUCCUUCCCUCUGGCUCCCCUCUUUGCUCUCCUGAAUAACAUCAUCGAGAUUCGCCUGGAUGCCAAGAAGUUUGUAAGAGACCUGCGCAGGCCAGUCGCAGCCAAAGCAAAGGACAUUGGUAUCUGGUACAACCUCCUGAGAGGCCUCAGCAAGGUGGCAGUCAUUGUUAAUGCCUUUGUCAUCUCUUUCACAUCUGACUUCAUCCCUCGGUUGGUCUACCAGUACAAGUACAGCCCUGAUGGUACCAUGCAUGGCUUCAUCAAUCACACAAUGUCUUACUUUAAUGUCAGUGACUUUCAGCCAGGCACAGACCCACUGCAUCCCAUGCAUCUUGGCUACAAGGUUCAAAUCUGCAGAUAUAAGGACUACAGAGAGCCUCCGUGGUCCAGCACUCCAUAUGAACUCUCAAAGGAGUUCUGGGCCAUUCUGGCAGCACGCCUUGCCUUUGUCAUCAUCUUUCAGAACAUGGUCAUGCUCAUGAGUGACUUUGUGGACUGGCUUAUCCCAGACAUCCCCAAGGACAUCAGCCUCCAGAUCCACAAGGAGAAGAUCCUCAUGGUGGAGCUUUUCAUGAAGGAGGAGAAGGGCAAAAGGAUUGCAGCGCAGGACAACCACAACCAGGACAACCACACUGCACCUUCAUCACCCAAUCAGAGCCCACCACAGCCACGCUCACGUCUCAAGUAAACCCCACAAAUAAAUAUAAAUUAAGCAUUAGAAUGUCUAACAAGUGAAUUUGUGACAUUAAACAACAAGAAAAUUACAAAAUUAGCCAUUAUUCCAAAAACUAGCAGGGAACAGGUUUAGUGAUAAAGGACAGUACUAGAUUUAUGGACAUACAUCGUUAGUUGUUGGAUGUAAUUAAAAGGAACAAGCCAUUUGUUUAUCAUUUCAUUUUGUAUUGCAAGCUGCAAUAGUUACCUAGUAUACUGAGUAGCAAAACUUUAAAAUUGUUUUAUUGUUUUAUCCAAAAUAAGUGUGCUGACAGAUGUAUGGCUGUGCAGAGAAAUUGUUGUGUUUUGUGUGUUUGACAUCAUACUUGUGCAACAUGAGAAAGCAACUGAAAUGGAAUAAUCUUGCCUUAACGUAAAGGAAGUAUGCAUUUUAAUUUAACUGAAGCAGGAGUUUCUUGAUGUAUGUAGAAAGUAGCAGCAGUAUGAUACUCAUGUGCACAUCAUUUUGUUUUGAUCGUUGUUUAGUGGGUAAACUGUGCUUCUAACUCUCUGACCCUGCCUUAUCCAGGCUGCUCCAAGGGCUUGAACUGAUUACCUUCUCUGAACCACCUGUUACUCAUAUAUCUUCAUUUUGCUGUUUUUAAACAAAGAAAGAUAUUGCAUUAAUAUUACUAUCUUUUCUUAAAUUAACCAAAUCAACUAUUUGGCAUUUUCUUAAAAGAUUGUAUAAUAACUAAUCAGUUUUUAUGCUGGAAAAUGUGAGGGUGUGACAGAAUAUAAUUUUGAAUUGCAUAAUUGUCCUGUAGACUGAAAUAUGCUGUCACAGUUACUGCCAGUCUGUGUCAAAUCUUUUCCCCUGCUGUAAUUUUUUUUAUCUAUCUAGAAUGAAAGAAUUUAUUGUUACAUUUAUAAUUUUUAGUGAUGUAUAACCACGUUUAAAUCAACAUUUUAUCAA
This is a messenger RNA of Solea senegalensis (Senegalese sole), 4198 nucleotides long. RefSeq names its product anoctamin 1, calcium activated chloride channel a (gene ano1a). Gene Ontology annotation, biological process: chloride transmembrane transport. Bases 290 to 3256 code for a protein of 988 amino acids. The record is from RefSeq and is a predicted model, not a curated record. Lineage: Eukaryota; Metazoa; Chordata; Actinopteri; Pleuronectiformes; Soleidae. Gene Ontology annotation, molecular function: protein dimerization activity; chloride channel activity. Gene Ontology annotation, cellular component: plasma membrane. The transcript has 26 exons.